UUGUAUUCAUCUGUUGCUCAACCAUGGAUUUAUCCAUUCAUGAAAUUUAUUGAUGUACUACCAUGUUCUGGGUACUGUUGGCCUACAGUGAUAUACAAAGGAGGUUUCUGAAUCUAAAAAUGGCAAGUAUCCUAACUGAGAUGUUAGCAGAAUUCAGAGAAAAGAAAGAUUAUUUCCAAGGUUGGAGGAAUUGGGGAUGUAAGAAAAGUCUAAGAGAGAAGGUGUCAAAUAUGGUACCUGGUAUAUAUAGGAGCUACUUAAACAGUAUUUACUCCAUGAAUGAAUGAUGAAGGAACAAAUGAAAGAGAAGUAUCCUUUGGCCUUGCAAAGUGAGUAGGUUGGCAAUGCCAGACCAAAGGCAACCAUGUGAACAAAGGAAGACAGAAAAUUCAAGGCAAAGUUAGGGAAUGGAGAGCAACUCAGUCUAACUGGAUCAGGGAUGGGUGUUUUAAAAAUAGAGGGCAUCAAACUCUAAAGAAUUUGAAUCUUAUUUGUGUCAUAGGAAGCCAUUGAGAGUUUCAGAGAGGAUGGGGUGACCUGGUCAGAUCUGUGCUUUACGAAGACUUGGCUGGCAACAACUGGUAGGCUAGGAGGGAUGGAUAGAUUCCAGAAUCACAGGGGCUGGUACUGAGACUAAUGGAAUCAGCGAGCCUGAAUCUGCUGUGACUCUCUACUGCUUGAACAAUAUCCUCAGAAAAAUGAGCCGAGUGCCAUUGUUUUUAUCUGAUAGAACUGUUCUCGAUAUGGCCUGUAGAAAAUGUCAACCAAAUACUGUGGCAGGACAAAAUCAGUCAUGAAAUCAGACUACAAAAAAUUGCUCUCAAACAGUAAAGUUUGAGGUGAAGUAGCUCAUGAGGAAAAAAAAUCAAUGUAGUAAAAAUUAACACAGAAAUCAAAUCCUCUGCAAUCUAUUGUGCUUAAUUUUCAACAAUCUUAAGUGUUUCUGGGAGAGUACUUUGUAAGUUGAUGUUUUCUUUUUCUUUUUCCUCCUUUGAAAAGCUAUACACUGUGUAUGCCGUUUAUCCUUUUUCUGGCGCUUGUAACACAAAUUAUGAUUCCAUCCAGAUUAGCCCUAAGGUAUUUCACUUUCACUUCCUUUGAGAACUAUUUCUUUCUUUGUAAAAUAUACAAUUAAAAUAAUGAUAAUAGAAAACAGUCCAGAUUUUUAUGAACAGUCUUAUAAAUCCCAGGAUUCUGACUUUUUAAUAAUUUUCACCAUUGACUAAUACAUUUACAUAUGUUCUUAGUAAUGAAAGCACUACUUGAAUGACUAUAUAUACAUACAUAUUUAAUUCUUCUUAACACACAAAUACACAAAUAUCCAUAUCAUUAAAGUUUUUAUGCAGUGGGGAGAAUUAAAUGCAUAACACUCUUUUCUUCUCCCUCUACACUUUAUAUUCAGAAAUAGCUCAUAAAUAAGAUACAAGAAAGAAAGAUAGAAAUCAAAAGAUCAAAUUUAUUGUUGAUCAAGCUUUUUGGAAAAUGAAGCUUGGCAUUUGCAGCUAAACAGGCUUGAUUAUAUUUUGGUUCUUCCUCACUAUACAAGGAAGUGAUGGUCCACCCAAGGAAAUGAUUGUGUCUUCAGAGCACACACCCCUUCCCAGGAGGAUCAGUGUUGCCUCUGGUGCAGAGCUGAUAGAGAAGAGAAUCCUGCACUGCGGCCCCUUUCUCAAGAUUAGUCCACCAAUUGGAGUAACACAGCUCAGUGCCUGUCAGAUCACUGUUGCCCACAGUUAGAUAAGUUAACAUUUCUUCUUUGUGGAGAGGCAAAGGAGGAGGUGAGCAUGAGGUUGAGGGAGAACUAAUGGUGUUAUCUAUGGAAAGUACUUUCAUCUAGAUACACAAAACCAGUGGAAAGGAGGUUCCCCUCUAACAUGCUUAUACGAACACACACACAAAUGUCUUCAAGCCUAUGUAAAUAUUUCUGACUAUGAUUUUGCUAUAUGUAACUGAUUUUAAUAACUAGUACUUUCAGUGUUGAACAUUGGAUAUAAUCAAAUGCGUGUAUUAUAUACACUCAAGAAUGCAGAUAUCUAAGCCAUAUUUCAAAAAAUUAUUAAUUUCUAACAAAACAUUAAUUCAGAAAAGCAAUACAUUUAGUUUAAAAGUCCUCAUGACCAUAUUAAAUGUGAAAACAUGGAAUUAUUUCUGAAAUUCUACUGGAGCUGAUAUCAUAGCACAUAAAGCAACAAACUGAAACGCCUAGGUUCACUAGCAUAAUCCUGAUACUGACAUUAUAUUUAAAAAAAUUUGUACUCAUAUCUUUGUGGAUGUUCUUGGAUGACUUCUUUCCUUAAGGAUUUUGUUUACAACAAAAUAGUGAUUAUUAAGUUUUGCAAAGUGUCAAAGAAAGGUGGUGACAUAUUGGCUGAUUGUGAAAAUGUGAUAAAGAUGUCGUGCUGAGUAGGUGAACUGGUGGCCUCAGUGAGGACAGAGUAGAGAGCAGAAGGGGAUGUCAUUGAACUUCCAAACUCAGUAAAUUUCAGUGAUUUUCACUGAAACCAUCCUAAAAUUUCUUUUGAAUCUUUUAUAGUUUUAAGCAAAAUAUUUAGAUUAAGUCAGAUUCACACUUAAAUCCAAUAAUCUGUUAUCCAACAUCAAUUACUCAAUACAGAUGACUGGGCAGUGAAGCAAACUUACAUAACACCAGGCAAGGAAGAAAAGAACAUAAUAUCCUUUGCCUCUUUCUGCUGAUAGUCCAUGCUCCCAAGGGCAUUGUACAUAUCCUGAUAUUGCAAAAGAUACAACAGCAAGCCUGAGGGGAUUAGAAUUAUAUGAUUAGCACUUCUAAUUCUCAGGGUAGUUCUCUAUCUUCCUCCCUCCCCAGUACUGCCCAUCAUAUGCCAGUGUAUAUAUCUCUAUUUCCAGAGAGUAUACUUUGAUAGUGAAUUAUUUUAAAAAACACAUCUUAUUUCCUAUGUAUAAUUUCCAAUAAAAUCUUUAGAAAUCCAGAGUUUGUGAUUGGUCAUAGCAGAGAGAAUUUUGUUUGAUUUUGGAUUUUAAGUCUUUAGAAAAACAAAUUGGAGUGCAAGAAAAGUGAAAAAAAAAACUAAUUGAAUAAAAUGUAAAUGUUUGGAUGAAAUGGCUUACUAGUCUAAUUUGGUGAUAACUGACUACCCAAGAUAGCCUGCCAUGUUAGUAAUUGGGGAGGGAAACUUUUCAUUUCAAAUGACAGGUGAAUACCAUUUUCAGUGGUUAGCUUUUGAUUACAUGUCAUGUUUGUAGUGGUCUAUUGAAUUUUUAAACUGCUGUAGUCUGAUUGUGUUUGUGAAGUCUCUGUUCACUCAAAAGAAAGGAAGUGCCUACUAUAACCUCUUCAAUGCCAAAUAAAACCCCCUAGAUAAGCUUGGCCCAUACUAUGACUAUGAAAGAACUUCUACCUGGAGAUGAUGUCACAAAUUAGAGAGCUGGUUGCCUGGCCACUUAUCAGGGGAUAUGGCCUUGAAUUACACAGGCAUGUUGAAAUAGAUAUUAGACUCUGGAAUUUGGGAAAUGACAUUGUCUCCAAUAUUCAUUUUCUUGGCCUCUAGGUACCUUCAAACUAAAUGGACUCCAUUAAGGAUGAAAGUAUUGCCUUAGUAGAACUCUCAGACUUCCAUUUUCUCUCUGGAAGGCUUGUUUUGCAUACGCAUAUGUUGCACAACAUAUGGAUUUUUGAGUUGUUGGAGUAUAAAUUCUAAAUGUAUAUAAAUUUAUUAUUGUUUAAAGCUGAAUCAUUCAAGGUUUCUAAUAUAAAGUCUGAUUUUGUGUUCUACUGGAUGGUAUUAAGUGGAUGAAUUGCUCAAUUGUUACGACUGCUUGGCAAUCCUGUUUCCCUUUCUGAUAUUGGAUACCUUCUUUUAAGAAAGUAUUUUUUAAGCUGAUGAUAAUCUUUUCUCCUACUUAUUGAGGGCUUAGUAUGUGCCAAUAAAAUGUCACUAUUAUUGUACCACAUUGGAGAUGAAAUUCAAAGAGGAAAGACAUGUGCUUGAUGUAAGCAGCUUAGCAAGGUCCAACUCAGGUCUUCCUGCUCUCAGUGGUGAUUCAGGACAGCCUCUUUAUCAAGCAACAUCCUUUUUUAUUAUUGUGAUUAGUUUACUAUUUUUAAUAAGGGAUGAAAUGGACCUAAUUAAAUCCAAUCGAUAAGAUAAGAGCCCUUACUUAGGACAAGAACUUCUAUUUUCCUGAUGCAACCAGGAUUUCUUGCUGCAACUUUCAUAUGAAAAAUCAGAGAAAUGUAGAGAACUUUUAUAAUUGUGAAGCUUUUAACAGGUAUUUCUGUUUCAUUAGAAUUAAGAUCCUGAUUAAUGAAGAGAGAUGAGAAAGUAUGUGCUUAAAUGAUGAACACUCUCUUAGGUAGUCUAUGGAAAGAAUGAUUGUUUCAGGAACAACCAUCCUCCUAGUUUAAGAGUAUAAAAAGAACGCCUACAUUUUAAAUGUUUUCCCUUAUACUCAUUAUUGGCACACUUUACUCAGGACUUAGUAGUCAGUUUUACCAUGUAUUCUAACUUCACCUUCACCUUUGUACUCUAAAAUUUCCUUGCAUUAGGAUCAAGUUUAGAGGUAUCCUUUUAUCUCAAAGUCAAUUCUACCAACUAUGUUUUCAGAGAGAAAUGUUAUCAUAAGCCUGAAAUCUUAUGCCAGAUAAUUAGAGGGGCUCUUAAUGCUGUUUUCUUUUUCCAGCAAAGUACUUUAAAUAAAUGCUUCAUAAAAGUAGUUCUUAUGUAAAUAAAAAAAAAUUAAGGCUCAGUUUAGACCUUCUUGGUUAAAAUAACCCGUUGGAGUUCAGAGGGCUUAUACACCACAAUGUUAAAUGCUCUAAAUACCAAAGUGCCAUCUUUCUGAAUUUUAUUGUUCUCACUGAAUCACUGUAUUAUCUUGAUACUUUCUAGCAUUUUCAGUGCAAUUAUUAAAACAGUUAUGGCCGCUCUAAAGGAAUGUAAUUGGAAAAGAAAGAUGGCCUGUACUGGAUGAAAUUUUUAAUUAAUCUUUCACUGUUAAAUUGUUCAAAAUUAAUCAAGUAUAUUGCCUAUAAGAAGGCAACUGCACUUUACAUACUUCAGUAUUAUCAUCACCAAGCCAUAUAUUAAAAGUUAAUUUCUGAUUUAAAAGUGUACCUUAACUGCAAAACCGUCAAUUCUAAGUAAUUCUAUUACUCCCCUCACCCCCAAAAAAUCUUAUAAAAACCAAAGGACAUGAUAAAGAGAGUGCUUUGUGCUUAAUGUUUUGAGAUUUUUUUUUUUUGGCAUGGACUUUGCAACAUCAAAUUAGGAUAUAUGAUUUCAUAAAAUAACUAAUCUGAAUUGGAGAAUACCAUUCAUUCACUCAUUGAUUCAGUCAUUCAUUCAUUUAUUUAACACAUCUAUGUUGAAAAAAGUGAUGUUUUAGACAAUGAGAAUAAUGACUGAAAUGCAAUAGCAAUUUUCUGACAUAUUAUGAGACAAUAAACAACUUAAAUUCUAAUCACGGCUGUAGAUAAAUAUCCUUGGGGAUAUUUGAGAAAAUUAUGAAAAGGUGGUGAUUCCCCCCCCCACCUUUUUGAAUUAUGCAGAUUAUAUUCUCCACUGGUUCUUGCUUUUUACCGCCCUAACAUAUCAGAGUGAUAAGAUACAACCCACCUGAUACACUUGGCCCCGAGGAAGUGCUUCUCAGAUAAAAGGAGGAGGUGACUUAUCCCUUUGCCAGAGCUGGGAAUGACUGAAAGAGUUCCUUGGCUGUCUGCCCAUUCCUAGGUUGAGAAUUAUCAGUAAAUGGGAUCAUAGGUAAUUACUGAGUAGGCCACAGAGAUAAUGUCUAAACACAUCUAACGCAAGGUCCUUAUGAUCCUAAUAGAGUCAGUGGAACUAAGUAAGUGUAGUUGAUUUUUUCCCCCAAUAAGUCAACUGGUUGUUGAUUUAAUUGAUUAAGUAGAUAUUUUCAUGCCACACAGACAUACUCUAGAUGUCAGCAUAAAAUAAAUAUAUUAUUUUGUUGGAUAUUUUUUAAGAUGUGAUAGUUGUGAUCAAGACCAUUUUAAGAUAAAUGUGUAACAGAUAUUUCUCAAAGCCAGAACAGCAUGAAAUGUUAUAUAUCCCUGAAUGCAAAAGUCAAGAGGUAUGUCUAAGACUUUUCUGCUUUGAUGUUAGAGCAGUCUUGAUCUUACCACCUGGCUUUCAGAGACUAUAAGAAGCUAUUUCAAAGAGGCAAAGAUGUAAAAAACAAAUGUGCUACUGUUCUUAGAAUCAAUGAAAUAAGGUUAUACCUUUUCCUGACAAUUUUCUAUGUUCUGAUACAUAUUAUAUUUUUAAACCUGCAUGCAAAACACAUAUAAUGCUACACAUUGAGAUGUUACUUAGGAAAGUCAUAUUAUAUGAAUUAAAUGGGGAACCCACUGAGAUGAUUAAGAUAUAUCUGUGGAAUUUAUAGACAUUAUUCAUCUACCAGAUAUUGCCUCUUUAGAAAGAGUAUCCUGGAAUGCCAGGUUUGAUUGAAUGACUUGAAAUUGGGUAAAAAUCUUUUCUGUACUGGGCUAGCCAUACAAUGAAGUCAGCUGACACAUGGGUAAAAUAGACAAGCUAUUUAAUGUCAUGAUCUGAGGAAGUUAAAAAAAGAGUUUUUAUUUCUUCCUGCCAUGGAUUAUCUCUGCCUUUCCUCUUUUUAAAAAUAGAAAUGCUUCUUUGAGAGUUAACACAUCAUACUUCUAACAACUUAUCAUGGGUUAGUUUUUUAUUGCUUUCUGUCCUGACUAGGCAUAUAGAAAGAAAAGUGCAGCAAACAAAAGGAUAACCCUGAAGAAAAACUUGAGCUGUUUCUCUGCUUUGUCUAAUCUCCUGUCAGGACAUCAUUUAUUACCCACAAUAUUCACUUGAGAAAACAACUUUGAGAAACCAGCAAAGAAAAAGCCAAAGGAUGAAGAUGAAGUCCUUCUAUAGUUCAAAUCGCUCAUGUCUGUGAUCUUCAAAAUGUGACAUUGGACAAUCAAUUUAAAUGCUCUUUUUUAAAAGAUAGACUGUUGUAUUGAUUAUUAUUUCAUGCUAUCUAAAAGUUUCCAAAAUAUUUUGUCUUGUUGUAAAGAGAGAACCAGAUUAAAACAAUCACGUGUCAGUUUGUUUUCUAAAUAUUCAUAUAUUCUCCUCCCUUUCUGAAUGACAGAGCCGUUGACCAACAGCUGUUUCUAUUAUGUAGUUUGGGAUAUGCUUCUUUCGUUUGUUUACCCUAUUAAUGUGAGGAUUUCUAAUGUUUCAUCCUUCAGACAAGGAACUGGUCCUGAUGGCCUAGCUGCUACCUAUAUUUUCCUGGCUUCUUUUGUAUGGUAUUAAAUAUGAUUUAGAGGUUUCUUCAAAUUGUAUUUUCAUUAAAGGAAAAAACCAAGCAUGUAAGAGCCAGACAGUUUUAUAAGAAGAGUAGAAUAUCAUGGUGUAAGGGGUUAUGCUGUGCUUCCGUUUUAUGUAUAAUUAAGCAAUUCAAGCAAAUCAAGAUAAUUUAUCUUAGCAACUAGAUGAUUAUUUUUCUCCUUUUGAAUAGGAGCUGUCUUUUAUUUUGUUUAAAAAUGCAUCCUUACCUUCUGUUUUGGAACAGAAUAGAAGCAUUUAAAAAGAUAGAAUUUCGUAUUGUUGAAAGAAAUGUGAGACAAAGCUGACAACCCGUUCAUAAGGCCCUUUCACCCCAUCUCUAGGCAUGGUGACAUUGGUACAGACAGGGUUUGUCACUCAUAAAUUUACAGCUUAUUCCAGUCUCUUCAUAAAUUGACUAAAUUUUUUGAAAGAAAAAAAAUAUAGAUGUAUAAAAUACCCAGUUAUAGGUUGUGUUCUAUUUAGCCCUUGAUUGAAACGUAUUGCUCCUUAGUAUCUUUUAGCUAUGAAAAUUAUAAUAUGGAACAGAGAUUAGAAUGAAAUUAUCAUGGCUAGAAGGCAUUUACUCAGUGGUGGCAACCACAUAAACCUGGGUCCUGAGAAUGAUGAUAAUACAUUAGGUUCUGCAUGCCCGAUAUUAUUGCCGUACAUUAUGUAUGUUUCAUUUAUACUAUUUCGCACACACCAGCAACGCUGACAGAUAGGUAAUUACUCUCUGCGCCAAUGAACAGUUAUCAGCACCACCGCUGUUUAUUGCUGGAAUGAAGCGCGCUUGUCAGUCAAGGUCACUUGUUUGUGUGUCCUCUUCAAUAGUUCCUUCACAGUUGUUGAACUUUGCACACAGUUCUUAUUGCAGGGUUCCUGGAGGUUACUUUACUACAUAAUGUGUUUCUGGUGUUAUCAAAGUCACUUGUAUUUAUCACUUUAAUUGAUAAACAACGAAGUCACAGGAAGCAGAACUGAAGAUGUGAAAAAACAUAUUUUGCUAGUCAGCUGAUCCCAGUAGGUUUUCAGUAAUGAAUGACCUCAAGAAGAUGCAUUCAGCACAGACCCUUUCAGGUUGUGAUACGCUGCCAGCCUAAGCUAGUGAAAUCUCAUUUUAUAACAUUAACCUUAAUUUCAGCUGCUGAUGGAUACUGACACAAUUUCAUAACUACUAUAGAGUUAAUGUUUUUACCCUCUAGAAGUGUUUUUCUUUGUUCAUUUCUUGUGCAGUGCAGAGGUUAUUUUCAUGCUUAGUAUAGUUCUAUAAUGGGCUAAGUCCAUUUGGUUUGACUUAAAACCAGUCAUGUUUAUUUGUUAGAUAUGUGCCAUUAAAGCCUCCCCUUCCCAUAAAAAAUAUUAUCAGUCUAAUGCUGGUUCUCCUCAUUGUGUUAAAGCACCGGUCGUGUUCCAAAAUGAACAUUGCAUGGUGCAUUUUUUAGAGUAAAAAUAAAUUCAAUGCCAUUGUGUCGAUCCCAUGCAGCCUGUAAUUUCAUCUGUUAUAAAAUAAAGAGAAUGGUUGGUCUUUUUAUUUUUGUUUGUUAGCUACAGUGCUUUAUUAGAAACUGGAAUAACCUCUGUGAUAUAAUAAUUUAUCUAGUCAAGAUAACUGGAGUUAUUUCCUUAAGCCUGUGAUCAGCUUGAGUUUGUGUGUUGGGAGGUUUAUACUGCCGUUGCUUAUUACCAAAGAAACAGUUAAAAAGGAUUUAUGGUAGUGCCCGUUAUGUGUGUGUCUGGAAUUUUUGUGUAUUUAACUUCUCUCCUUGCCUAUCUCUGUUUUUUCCUCUCUUAACAUUAUCGUCAAAUAGAGAGACUAUCUAUACCUACAAUUAAAUGCAAAUUUUAUUCAGGCAUUUAAGCAGAAUCACAUUCAUUCAUUAAACCAAAUGAUUCUUUUAUUUGAAAAAAUAUAUCAGCACAUGGUAAUAUCACACCCUGCUUACAAGGGCCUCUAGUUCUCUGUCAGUGCAAAAGUUUACUAUUUCAUUAUUAAAGGAUUAAACUACAGCAAAAGCUGCCUGGUGACCAUGAAUGUUUUAGUUAAUUUGAUUAUGCCCAUAAAGAAAGAGUUUAAUUCCAUAGCAGCCAGUGGGUCUUAUACCUGGCAGUGUGGUUCCAAUGCAUUACGGGCAUGAUCUUAUCCUGGGAGAGACUGAAAUUGCCAUUUGGGUGAAGUGUGGAGGAAGAGAUGAGAACUGGGUUCACUGGUGAACCCAGGUUAACACCAUGCCUCGACGUUUUCAAAAUGCUUCCUUUUCUUAGUUCUUAGUUACCAGAGUGUUACAAAGAAAGGGUUUUGAUCUCAUGUAGAUAGCAUAGCAUUAAUUACCCUGACACUAAUUAAACUGCAUCAAACAAAUACCACCGUGUUCCUCAGGGGGACAACAGAAGGCAGUUUAAAAUAAUUACUGGAGCUUCAUGCAUGUGUGAAGUUUUCAUUACUCUUAGGACACAAGCAAAAAAGAUUUGAUAUCAUUAAAAUAGCCACCUUUUAGUGAUUGCAACAACAACAACAACAACAACAAAAAGUGACUAAAAUUUCCUUGGAGCAUAUUGAUGUCUAAAUAGUGGUGGCUUCAGUUCUUCAGAAUGGUAACUUUUCCUUAAGAAUUGGAAGUGUGUGAAGCAGGAACAGGUGUUCCAGUCACAUUCUGGUAUGAUUAUGUAUUAGCUUAUGUUUGUCAGACCAUUUCAUUAACCACCCACUGCUAUCACAUAUACAUAUACUUUGUUCUUUCUGAACCAUGAAAUGAAAUGCAUAUAUCUUCACUAAUGCUUGCUAUCAAUGUAAAUGAGAAAAAGAGGCUUAUUACCAAUCACGACUCCCAUGAAGUCCACACCUCUGUACACUUACAGGUAAUAAACAUCUUUUUUGUAAGUAGAACAAAAGAUAUAUUGAGUUCUGCCUAUAAUAAGAGAUAGUGAUCUUGUCCUACUUUUUUGUCCUAAUAGAUGGUACUUCCCAUACAUAGUUUGACACAAUGCUAUGGGAAGCAAGCUUCUCUCAAAACUGGAAGUGCUUGUUAUUUUUGAGAUCUGACAUCAUUCUGGACAUAAGCAAACUUUUCUGGUCACAGAUAAUGGACCUUUUGUGCCACUGGACAAGUGCAGUGAAUUAGUGGCCACCGUUACUAGGAUCAUAGAUGGUCCCUGUCCUGGUGGUUGUUAGAAAGGACUGAUGUCAAAAUUGCCAAAUGGAUGGUAUAAAUGAUUGACAGUGUUGCUGUGUUAGGGCCGGUUAUGGUGACUGUGGAAGUUGCUCAUGUUUGAUUGCUCUUUUAAGUGUGUGUGACUCUGCACAUGUGUGCUUGAUGUGUGUGCAUGGUGAAUUCUAUGCGUCGUCCCCACUGUCUGCUCAGUAUAUAUGCACACAGCACAUUCUACAGUUUUGUCCUCACAAGGUCACUUAUCCUAUUUAUCUCAGUGACAUAUGAGCAGUGGGACUCAAGUUGUCUGGGUUCUAGCACCAGGUGCCAGCCAUCCUCCCUGAAAAGGUGUUGGGAAUUAAAAUGGGAGAGUGGUCAUUUCCAGAUUGAUGCAACUCAUAUUUCAUUCAGUGAAUGACUCCUUGAAUGUGAUUAUGGAGUGGUUCUGUGUAUGCAGUACUGCAUAACAUAAGCCAUUUAUUUUUUUACUUCCUUCUGAAAGCAAUAAUUUAAGGGAAUUAUGCAUUAUGAGGGUUUUCCAGUAAUUUUUUUUAAAAUUAAAAUAAUGCUAGCUAUUUUAGGAAACCUGUUUAGGAAAAUAACACUGAAUUAGUGCUUUGCAGUUGUCACACUAAGCAAAAAAUGGAACAAAACUGAUUGUAGAAGAAUAAAAAAUUAAUCCAGUUGUAGAAAUUUGAUGUGUUCAAAAAUAUGCAAAAAAUAUACUUUUGUUCCUUUAUAGCCAGAUGGUUUGUCCUAUUUUAAGCUGAUAGUAACUUCAUACAUCUCUCUUGAAUGUCAUUGGUUUUAACUGGCAGACAGUAUCUACUAUUAGAAUUUUCCUUAUUCCUGGAUGAUCUAAAGUGUAUUUUUGGAACAUUUGGAUGAUCAUACUGUACACCAAGAAAAUUUUUUCAUUACACUUAGCUCAUACUCAAAAAAGUGUUUAUAUAAUUUUAAAAAAACCUCUAAAAAUGAACAGUUCUUUUGACAUGAUGUUGACAGAAGUCACUUUGAUGUAGUUUAGAGUCAUGAAUUUUCUAUCUGUUCCAUUUUUCCUGGGGCUCCAUCAACUCAGACAUCCUGAUCUGUCAUUUUUCAACUCUUUGUGAAGGCCUUGACAGAUAGAGGUUUUGACAAGUGCUGGACAUCAGCAGCAAUUUAGAAUAAGCAGUGUAUAUUUCUCCAGGUAAAGUGACAAAAUGUCUAAAAGUGUCAGAAGAACUAUGUGGCCUGCAAUCAUCUCUAAUACUAUAAAGCAAGCUUCCAUUUAAGUACUGUGUUGCAGCAUUGUAUGAUGGCUGAAAUUUAAAAUUCUGUCAGAACCUAUGAUUAGAGGGCAUCUGGCUUAUUUACAAGUGUUUGCAAUAUUAAGAACCUUAGGGUCACUAGAAAAAAAUCCUUUAAAUUUCUAAUGAGUGAAUGAUCAGGAUAAUCACAUAAUGUGAUAGGAGUCUUUAAAACUAUAACACACCAUUAUAUAUUUUUUUGUUUCUUCAGUACUAAUUUGGGUCAUUCUUUUUAAUGAAAACCUACUUCCUGUGCUGUCUUCAGAGUGUACAGUUCAGAGUUCAACUUAAGGGAACUUUCACUGGGUGCUAAUUAUAACAGGUCAUUCAGGUUUCAGAUGUGCCAGCAUUUUUCCUGGUUGACUCUUCUAUCAAUGACUAAGUAAUAACUGUAAAUAUCAUCUCGCAUAUUGAAUAUGUUGUCCUUUUCAUAUAAUUAUUUUGUGUCUGUAUUCACUCAAGAAACAGCUGUUAAAAGUUGAGUGGGAUGCAAAAUGGCACAGCCUGAAGAUGUUCUUACUCACUCAGCUAACUCCCUUUUGAUGUGAUACCUACUGGCAGGGUCGCGUGGUGAAUUCAACUUCUUUGACAGCCAUCAGCACUACUGACCAGUGGUUUUGGGUUUUCUAGUGAGGGGAAAGAGUAGGAAAGAAUUCCGUAGUUUAGUUUUUUUCCCCCCCCUGCUGCUGGAGCUAAAGCUUCUGCCAACAACUAUCUAAAUCAACACCAUGCCAACGUGAUCUGCAGACCAAAGGUCACUCCAACAUCUGGCCCCACUGUCUGCUUCUUUCAGGUUUGUCACUGGGCAGCAUCUGCUUAUGGAUUCUUUCUCAACCUCUCUUUGAUCUCUCUGACAGUAAAAAGAAGCUUCUAUCACCCAUCAUGUGUUAGGACUUUAAAAAAUAAAUUCGAAAGCAUGAGACAUUGGAAAACUGGUGGAAUUUUAUGUUUUUCACUCUUGUAUACGUUGAACAUUUUAUUUGAUACAAGGCCAUGGACUAAGGUGAUUCUACUCUUGAUUUCAAAAAGUAUUGUCGUAAUCAGUAAGUCCAGUCUGUGAAAAUAUCUGGUCUAUGUGAGCCCUGUCUUGUCUCUCUUGGUCAGGAUUUAAAAAAUGAAAACUGAAGAGCACAAACUGGUUUUGUUUUUGGUUUGUUUGGUUUGUAUUGACUCUGAAGAGUCCGUGGUGAUAGCUCUUGUCUGCUUUUCUGACAUUUCUAUCAGUGGUUGAGAUCUCAUGUAUUUUUCAUCCAUAGUGUGGAAUGUAGAGCACAGUUUGGGGAUGCUACAUAGUCUCUGGGUACAUAUUGGUGAACAUGGUCAGCCUUUUCGUGAAACGAAGCCCAACAGCCUGUUCUCCCUGGCAGCAGUGGCGUAUCUCCUAGAUAAGGCACAAAAACAGCCCCAUGCGCUAUUAGUUCUUCCUUCAUUCCUUCAGCCCUCCUCCCUCCAGGUGAGUUCUUAUUAUGUCCAACCUGGAGUUCAAAUUCAGCCAGCACAAAACGAAUGCUGACUCUGUGCCUGGCACUAUCCUAGGUGUUGGUUAUACAGAAAUGGACAAGACAGACACACGUCCUGUUCUCUCAGAGUUUACAGUCUGGAUUGACACAGCGGGAGGGGGGCUUACACAUUUUCAUGUCAUAAAAAACUGAAUGAGUCAGAAUGUGUUUGGCCUUCCCCAAGAAGUGGCAACCCAUUACUGUAUUUAUAUGUGAGUAUAAUUAUAAGAGUUCACAGCUAUGAUUGUAACACAAUUUUAGUUCUAGUCCAAAUCAAAUGCCAAAACUCUCAGGGGAAAAAUGAUAAUGCAUUCUCCAGCACCUAACACAGAACCUGCCAGGCAAUACACGUUGUGGAGAGAAUUUGUGAUUUUCUUCCAUUUUCAUUCAUUCUCCAAACAGAUUGGCAGUUUCUAUUUUCCUUCACCCUCCAGGAAACUAAAGCAGUAGAUAAAACCCUUUUUUUCCCCUGUGUGAUUUAACUUUGGCUAACUAAAACAAGAACUUGUGUUUGUAGCAUUUGCCACAAUUUCACAGCACUUUUACUGCUUUGUCAUCAUUUAUUUUUCACAAAAUUCCAGAAAUGUACAAGAAACCCAGAAUUGAGCUGUUAAGUCCACAGUGACUGAGAGAGCAUUCAGACCAGAAAUUUGCAUGUAUUUUUACAAUUAUUAGUUUUUAACAUCUCAUGUUCAUCUCAUAAAAGAAUUACCUAGGAACUUGUUCUGUCAGUUAACCAGUGCUUCAGAAAGUGCUUAAAUAAUUGAUGAAAUAUAAGAAAAAAAAAGUAAGCAAUAUGACACAAAGAAUGGGACUAUUUCGUAUGGAAAUCAGGCUAAAUACUUUACAGUCACAAAUCAAUGCUAAGAUGAAGACUGACAAAGCUAGCACUAUGUCUCCUUAGCCAUACAUAUUCCAAAAAGACUGGGGCUCAGAGUAGCUGGCUUCUCAUUUCCUUUCCUGCUGACUAGUUUAGUGACCAUGAACAAGUCAUUUGAGCUUCCUGGUUCUCAGGGUUUCAUUUUUCAUCUGCAAAAGAUGGUCUGAGGAUUAGGUGGUAAAAAUAAUAAUUUAUAUCUGAUUUUUUGCUUUGCAGUUUAUAGUUUCCACAUAUAUUAUCCCCUUUAACCAGAACUUUGUUUCAAUAUUUUAGGAAUCUGUAGUUUCAUUAUAAAGGCUAAAUGUUUGAUUUCCAAAAGUAUUGUCAUAAUCAAUAAGUUCAAUAUGUAAAAACAUCUGGUCUAAGUGAGUACCAUCUUGUCUGUCUUGGUCAGCAUUUAAAAAUAAGGCCUUCAGUGCAGGCAUCAGAUAAUAAUGACCCUGUAUGAUAACCUCAUACCUGCUUUGGAAAUUAUCUAACUGUGGAAAUCCAGUCCCCUAAAUGAUAAGUGCUUGUAUUGGUAAAGAAUAGUCAUGACCCUGUUAAUAAAUCUGUUGUUGGGUCUUCUUUGUUCUGGACAUUUAGCAUUACAAACUCAGAGGAAUGAAUUAAUGUCCAAUAAAUUAUAAGAAUUAUAACUGUUCUAUUUAUCAUAUACAUUUAGAUAAUUUAAGAAUAGAAUCUACAUUUUGCAUUUUUAAAUUUAUAUCUAAUUACAUCAUUUGAAGUACUUGAAAACAUUUUGCACAUCAAAAAAUUUUUCUUUUCUUUUAAAAGCAGCCAGAUUACAAAAUAGCCCUUUUUUUGUUAACCAACCUGAGAAUUUACAUAUAUUACUUUGACCACUAGAGGGAGUCUGCAUUGUCAGGAAUGCCAAGCCCAAGAGAACAUGAAACAGGCUGUUUUCGGGUGCUGAUGACACAUCCAUUGUCUGUCCACGAUAUCAUAUGCAUACAAAUUGCCAUAGUAAUCACAUUAACUGUCACUGGGUUCAUUAUUUUCCUUAAAAAAAAAAAAAAAAAAAAAAAAAAGGAAUUUGAUAACAUGUUUUAUUUUGUUCUUUUUAAAAAGUGCACAACUUUUAAAAGGUGACAAAAACUUACAAUGCUUCCUUAAAAUAACAGAGAUUUAGCAGUCUGAAGAACAUGGGGGAUUAAAUAACAUAAAUUAGUGAUAAUCUGAUCACUUCCAUUUUAGGGCUGGUUUUGUAAUCUGGAAAUGAACAUGUCCUCCUUCUCCCUCAGCCCGCCGCCCAAUGUAGGCAGCAGCUGUGCAGGGUUUUUGCAUCCUAACCUACUGAUGUACAUCGCCCCUAACCUGCAGGGACUUCCUUCCAGGGUGAGAGGGUAAUUGUGGCUCAUGUCCGGUCAGUCCUCAGACCUCUUCUGAGACUGCCAAACAAGUGGCUUUGCGUGUGUAUUUUUCACAGAGCCGGUUUAUAAAUGAGGAACUGAGCUGAAACCACCUGCUCGUUUCACCUCAGCUACCAAAAGCAGAGGGAGGGCAGGGACAGCCAUUCCUUUCUCAGCAUGGCUGAUUUUUAGUCAGCAGCAUAUAAUUGAAGGGUUCGAAUUGUUUUGAAUUUCAGAUUUUCAACAGGACCCUUGAGUUUUGCUUAAAUGUCUUAUCUUAUGCAUUAUUGACGUCAGAUUCAGUUCAUUUCUGGAUUGCCCACUUCUCGUUACCCAUGUACUCAGAAGUCAGGACAGAACGGGCAAUCAAAACUGCAGUUUGUUAUUACAGAUAUGUAUUUAUGUAUAACUUUUGUUCCUACAUUUUGAUACAGGUAGCUUUGAUAAUCUGGGAAACCAUUACAUUCCUCCCAGAUAAAACCUGCCUCAGAGUGGCCUAGCAUAGUGCUUCUCAAACUACACGCAGAGACAGACCACUUCCUUUAUUUCCUUCCAAUUUUUUUGGAUCAAUACUUCCACAAAAUACAGUAAAAAUAAAUGACUAGAAAUAAAAAACACUUGAAAUAUUAACUAAUUUUCUAUUAUUAUCUUCAACAGACAAAAUUAUUCUGUGAAAUUGCUGUAAGAGUUUCUAUGCUCUUCCUCUCCUUUCUGUCUCUCACUGUGGACCAGCACAGGCAGUCCCGAGGCCAGCAUUCUGACUUGCACUGGCCUCAUAGCACUCUCAUUUACCACCCUACCUCUGCACCUUUCAGACUCAUGCAGAGCUCCAACUUUAGCAGAAUUCCCCUGUUCUUCCUUAUCUAGAGCAAGGCCAGACUUGGAAGGUUUUGCUUCAGUACUGAACAUAGAGUGGAGGUAAACAGAAAAAGCCAUAUUUAAAAUUACAAAGCAGAGUUGGUGGCAGUGUUGGUUUAAUGAAAAUAAGGUUUCAAAUGUUUGACCCUGAGCAUGUAAUUAAAAGUUUAUUGCAGAUGAUAUUUUCUAAUCACCUCACUCUACAAGAGAUUCAAUAUUAAAUUAUUUCUUUUCUUAUGAAUUUGGGGCAGGAAUGAAGCAAUUAAAGGGGGUCUUCAUGUUCAUGAAAUAUUCAGUAGGUAGAGAAUCUGGAGAGCUUAGUAAAAUAAUAGGCUGAACACACUGCCUUAUUUUUCUUUCUUUUCAGUUGCCCUUUGAAAUAGAGCUGAUGGUAAUUUUGUCUUCCAAGCCUCAACGCGUAUUGAGGACAGAUUAGCUAAACACACUGGUCUGGGAAUCAAGAGACCUGGUUAUCAUCUUGUCACUACUUACUAGCCAGAUGGCCUUCAGCAAAUCACUUUAGACUUCAGUUUUCUCUUCUUAAAAUGGGAAGACUGUUACCUCUCUAAUUCCCUCACAGGCUUGGUUGCUAGGAAGAUCAAGUUAACUAGUCAGUGGGCUUUGGAGACCAGCAAACAAGUUACACACACACACGUAUAUAUGUGUAUGUGUAUAUAUUGCAUGGUUCUCCAUUUAUUUAAUCAUGUAUUUCUCUUGAAUGCUCUUGAAAUAUAUACCUUCUAAGUUCAUUGUUAAUCCAUUCCAUUUUAUGGUCCUUUCUCACCCUAUGCCUAGUCCACCCAUAACUUUAAGCACAUGGUUAUUUUUGUACUUCUUUUGAAAGGUAAAAGAUAAACUUAAAUAUACACAAUACAGUUUAUUAUUAGAAAUGUUAGAGGAAAGGAUCAUUUAAGUAUAAUCUACAAGGUUUCAUCUCACUUGCGCAGUGUUGUGAAGCAGAGGUAUGGUACUGAGCUAUGCUGUCUGGAUAAGAGGGAGCCUGGCCUCUGAAGGCUCAGUGUCAAGCCCCAUUGCUGCCUCCUUGCCAAAACACACACAAAGACACAUGCCUGUAUGCACAUAUGUGCACACAUAUACAUACCCGCACACACACACGGACGCACACAUAUAGAAAUGUAUACAUGUGCAUGCACACAUGCACACUUACACAAAUGUGCACACACAUCCCAAGUGCUUGACACUCAGUUGUCUCCCAAUAGCCAUGGCCAGACCUGCACAAUUUCUGCAUGACAGUACUCUGUCAUGCAGAUCAUGUCUGAACGACAUACUCUGGCUAGGCUCUGCAAGUGAAGAUAAUGGGACUUCCUUUGGAGAACAGUGAUUGCAAAUGAGACCACAAGGUCAUUGCCCUGAGAGCAAAGAAGCAGGAUGUCUUAAUGCUGGGACACUUGGCAAAGCCUAGUCCUGACCAGCCUCUUCAGUCCAUGAGGAGACAGCUUUGAAUGAUUUGACUCCAAAUAUGAAAUUCUGGAAAUAGAAAAUGGAAAAGCAUUUUUCACCCUAGUAAACUGGAACAUGUGGCUGGAAGAGUUACAUGUGGCUCGAGAACAGUUUGGAAGAAUUACAGAACCUCAUUCAUUCAUACAUACAUUCAAACAUUUAUAGAGCAUCUAUAAUGUACCAGGUCCAGUGCCUGGUACUGGGUAGACAGUAGCAAGAAAAAAUAAUCUGAGUAUCUGCUCUCAUAAAAAAUAUGGAUAAUUAUAAUACAGGUGUGGAAAUGACUCCAGGAGACUUUUCCCUCUUCUGCUGUCUUUGAAGGUGUACUCAAUGUGAUAAAGUCAGAUGAAGCUGUGGAAUCCAAGCCUGAGUUUAUUCUGACCUUUACGUAAUUAUACCUGUGAUCCUCUCAGCCCACUGUGAUCUAGAUUCUGUUCUCUCUCCACUUCUCUAAGACACACUGAGAAAUGUCCAUGACCAUUUUCUGUUGCUCUUAGAUAGAUAGCUGACCUAGGCAUGUCAAGGGAAGCACUCUCAGACCGGGCUCCAUCUCUGUGCACCGGGGUCUGCUUCAACAGCUUGGAGUCUGAAUUUGUCAGUGAAUACAGAUUAACCACCCUCUCAUAAACUGAUGUACACAUAGUCUCAAAAAAGACAUGAGUAAGUGAUAAUAUCCAUUUGUUAAUUUGCAGUUAGGAGUGAACCCUUUCAGAGACAUAAAUGCUUAAAUGGGCUAGUCAGGGUAUCCCCUUAUUGACAUGGAGGUAACAUUGAUGUUACGUUGGUCUUCCAGAGGCUGCUUCAUGAGAAUAGAAUCAGAGCAAUCGACAGUGGAUAGUAUUGUGGCUCUUUGGGAGGACAUUCAGUUGAUGCUGACUGACUGCAAUCCUUUGAGACAAGAUUUGGAUAUCUAUACUCUGCAACUUCCAGAAAAAACAUGUUUGAGGAGACCCGGUGAGCCUCCAUUGAUAAAAGGUUGGCUUCCUUAUCUUGGAGUGGUCCUGAACUUACGAAAAGACCCCUUAAGGUUCAUGAAAACACUUCAAAAGCAACAUGGUGACACUUUCACAGUUCUUCUUGGUGGAAAGUACAUAACAUUUAUCCUGGACCCCUUCCAGUACCAGCUAGUGAUAAAAAAUCAUAAACAAUUAAGCUUUCGAGUAUUUUCUAAUAAAUUAUUAGAGAAAGCAUUUAGCAUCAGUCAGUUGCAAAAAAAUCAUGACAUGAAUGAUGAGCUUCACCUCUGCUAUCAAUUUUUGCAAGGCAAAUCUUUGGACAUACUCUUGGAAAGCAUGAUGCAGAAUCUAAAACAAGUUUUUGAACCCCAGCUGUUAAAAACCACAAGUUGGGACACGGCAGAACUGUAUCCAUUCUGCAGCUCAAUAAUAUUUGAGAUCACAUUUACAACUAUAUAUGGAAAAGUUAUUGUUUGUGACAACAACAAAUUUAUUAGUGAGCUAAGAGAUGAUUUUUUAAAAUUUGAUGACAAGUUUGCAUAUUUAGUAUCCAACAUACCCAUUGAGCUUCUAGGAAAUGUCAAGUCUAUUAGAGAGAAAAUUAUAAAAUGCUUCUCAUCAGAAAAGUUAGCCAAGAUGCAAGGAUGGUCAGAAGUUUUUCAAAGCAGGCAAGAUGUCCUGGAGAAAUAUUAUGUGCACGAGGACCUUGAAAUAGGAGCACAUCAUUUAGGCUUUCUCUGGGCCUCUGUGGCAAACACUAUUCCAACUAUGUUCUGGGCAAUGUAUUAUCUUCUGCGGCACCCAGAAGCUAUGGCAGCAGUGCGUGACGAAAUUGACCGUUUGCUGCAGUCAACAGGUCAAAAGAAAGGGUCUGGAUUUCCCAUCCACCUCACCAGAGAACAAUUGGACAGCCUAAUCUGCCUAGAAAGCAGCAUUUUUGAAGCUUUACGACUGUCCUCAUAUUCAACCACCAUUCGUUUUGUUGAGGAGGAUUUGACUCUCAGUUCAGAGACCGGGGACUACUGUGUGCGAAAGGGAGACUUGGUAGCCAUCUUUCCUCCAGUCCUACAUGGUGACCCUGAAAUCUUUGAAGCUCCAGAGGAGUUUAGAUAUGAUCGUUUUAUAGAAGAUGGUAAGAAGAAAACCACCUUUUUCAAAAGAGGGAAAAAGCUGAAGUGUUACCUAAUGCCGUUUGGAACUGGAACCAGCAAAUGUCCAGGCCGAUUUUUUGCACUUAUGGAAAUAAAACAAUUGUUGGUUAUACUUUUAACUUAUUUUGAUUUAGAAAUAAUUGAUGAUAAGCCCAUAGGACUAAACUACAGCCGCUUGUUGUUUGGUAUUCAGUAUCCAGAUUCUGAUGUUUUAUUUAGAUACAAAGUGAAAUCUUAGAGAAGCUAAAAGGAAAGAAAAUAAAUCUAUCAAAAUUACCCUAAACAUCCUAAGCUCAUCUAUUUCUUUUUAAUUUCUGCAAAUGUAAUUGAUUUAUUUGUUUAAAAAGCGCUAAUUUCUAUUUGAUCUGAUAUCAGUCCAGUUUGUCCUUAGUCACAAAGCCCAUCAUAAUAUAAAACAGGAUGGUGGCAGGAAAAUGGACAUCAAAAUCAACUUAAGGGUAGGCUCAAAACAGGGUUGUUGUUGUUUUUUUAGUUUCUCCUUGUUGUGAUUUUCACCUGUUAUAAUAAAUGUACCUUCACACCAAUAGAUUGGGCACUGUGGAAUUUAAAUCACUCAAAUUGUUCUCUAAUAUGUAAAAUUACACUUUGAACUACUAGAAAAUUGUGCUGGAAAUGGACACAGUCUAACAAAUUCCAAAUUCUCACAGAAGAAGGAAAUUGAAUUUCCAUGAGUUACACUGGAUGAAAAUGUUCCCUUCAAGUAUAAUAUUAAUAAUACCUAUAUUUCCAGGGUAUGUGUGCAUUAAAUGAGUUUCACAGUAGAUUGAAUGCUUCAACUUCACUUCAAUAUUUAAUCAUGCAUAAAUGUUCCUUAUUACUUUGUAUACUAUGGCUCAAUAGAACAAAAUUUCUGGUUACAUAAGACCUUUCAUGUUCAAGUUAGAUACUGAUAAGAUUUAAUGUAUAAGAAAACACAGAACCUAUUAUAUAUUCAGAAAUUGCCCUAGACAUUAGUAUUAGGUUUAUUAUGGGAGCAAAUGUUGAAAUAAUUACAGCAUUGAUUAUAUCAUUUGGCUUUAGUAUAAACUAUACAGGUUAUGCAAAUAUUGCAAUUAACCCUUUCCUAAAUGCUUUCAUAUAUAUAAACUGAGAAGCUAGAUAUAGUAUUUGGUUUUGAUGUCUCACCUUUUGGAUUUGGAGUUCAUGUGUUCUAUUUUGAAUUACAACAUCAUGUAAUGCAGUGUAAUUUCAUAUGACACAUGCAGCAUUGUGUCAAUAAUUCAAAGAUUUUUUUUCAAUUGAGAGAGUAUCUGGCUGUGUUGCCCAGGCUGGUCUCAAAUCCUGACCUCAAGUGAUCCUCCCGCUUUGGUCCCUUGGGAACCUGGACUACAGGCAUGUACCACCAAGCCCAGUGAUUCAAAGAUUCUAAUAUCAGAGUACCACAUGAUUGGCAUCUGAUAUAAAUGAUGAUGCAAUAUAUAAGCAGGCAAGGCAGGUAAUAAAGUCCAGUUAAUUCAUGCUUCGUUAAUUGGAACUUCUAAUAUUUCAGAAAUCUGCUACUGUUUUGAGAAAAGGAAACUGACUUUAAAAAUAACAUUACAAAAUAUUUACAUUCUUAGUAAGUAAAUAAGACAGUCUAGCAUUUAUUUUAUCCUUCCUGAAGUACAUGUUCUGAAUGUUCCUUCAGUGAAGGUCUGCUGGUGCAAAUUCUAUUUUUGCUUGAUUUAGGGUGUCUUUAUUUUUACUCUCCUUCUUGAAAGAUGGUUUUGCUGGAUGCACAAAUCUAGAUUGACAGUUAUUUCCUCACAGCACUUUGAAGAUAUUGCCCGUUCUUAAGGUAUCCAUUGUUGUUAUUGGGCGGAUAGCCGUUAGUGAGUUUAAUUACUCAAUAGGUAGUCUGUCUCUUCUCUCUGACUACUUUAACGUGUCCUCUUUGUCUUUGAUGUUCUUAGUUUCUUUCUGUUUCUCAUGCUUGCAUGUCCUGCUGCUUCUUGAAUCUGAGCACAGGUGUCUCCCAUCAAGUAUGGAAUCUUCUCAGCCAUUCUCUCUGUGAAUAUUACUGUUCUCACACUCUACAUUAGAUCCUCUCACUCUACAUACAUCCUUUGAUCUUUUCUCACCACACUUUGUAUCUCUAACUUACACUCCAUGUAAUUUCUUUAGAUGUCUCUUCCAGUUUCUUCUUUGAACAGUAUAUCUAAUCUCUCCAACUCAUCCACUGAGUUUGUUUUUUCCUUCUUUUUGUUUUAACUCUAGGUUCAUCGAGUUGAGUGAUCACUCUCCUUACACUCUUUAGUUCAUGAUACACAAUUAUAAUUGGUUCUAAUAAGGUCCCUCUGGCUUUAUUUACUUAUUCUGUUUUGUCCCUAAUACCCACUUUCAUACCCCUUCCUAAUAUCAUAGGCAAAUAUUCUAAUGUGUUUGAUGCAUAUCUUGGUAUGUAUAUGUUUUCAUGUAACAUAUAUUAUCUUGAGUACCUAUUUUCUGUAAGUUAUAUUCUUCCUAAUUUUCUUAUGAAGCUCUGUGAUUUUAAAGAUAUAUUCAUAUUUCUGUAGUAUAUACAUAGUAUACUACUAUAUUUAAUCUAUUGCUUCUAACUGCUGCACAGCAAUCCAUAAUGUGCACACAUUAUGUUUUAAUGAUCUAGUUACCCAGUGAUGGACACUGUCAGCAGGACAGUUAUUGUGGGACAGAGGCCAAAGCAGAACUUAAAAGCUUUUCCAUCACCUAUCCUCACACUACUGUGCCUAACCAUCUCAGCCCAGGGCUGCUAAAUGCCUUGUCCCCAAGCCCCACCACCCACCCCCCACAUACACACAUUUAGUCCAUGAUAACUUUAAUUCUUCCUAAGAUGUUCUAAAUUUGUUAUGUCCCAUCCUCAGAUCCAUCCAAUCCUCUCCAUUCUGUAGGGUCUCCAAGGUUGAUUUUGAGUCAGAGUGUCAGUCUCCAGCUUGUUAACCUUCAGGUUUUCCAUUCCACUGAGUUUGCUAAGUUCAAUCAUUACAUUUUUCAGUUUUACGAUUCCCUUUUGUUCUUCAUAUAUGCUGCUUAUUUUUUAUAAUAUCUUGUACCUUUAUUAUAAACUCAACAUCCUUUUUCAUUUCUUCAACUGUAUGAAGCAAACAUUUUAGAUUCUGUAUCUGAUAUUUCCAAAUCAUUGGUGUUUUGUGGAUCUAAUUCUGUAGUUUAUGUGUUUUGCUGUCACUGUUACCAGGAAUGGCUUGUUUACUGAGCCCAUGUUCCUUGGAUUUUUAUCUCUGAAAAAUCUUUAGACCUAGAUUUAAAGUUCAUUCCUCAAGAGAGAAUUUGUAUUUGCAUUUUUCAGACUGCUGAUACUACUACCAAACUCAGAUCACCUUAAAAUUUCAGCUUGAUUAUCUGGGAGUGGGGAGGGAACGCUACAUAGGUAUUGUGGUUUCUAGCCCUAAAUCAGGUAGAAUGCAACCAUUUUAUUAGGAAUAGACAGGGGACACAUUUGGGGGUUCAUUUUUUUGUUUAUUUUUACCCGGAGCUAAGACUGAGAUAGGCAAAUAUACUGACAGUUUUGCUCUGUGGAGCACAGUUUCUUUCUAGUUCACCUAUUGAGUAUGUUGUCUUUGCAAGUUCUUGGCUUUAUGCAAAGGCCUUGGAUUACACACACACACACACACACACACACACACACACACACACACACACACACACACCCUGGGCCCUAGCCUUUAGUCCACCACAAAGCAUACUCUGUCCUUUUCGUACUUGGACGUCUAGUUCGCCAUGUUGCCUAAAGUGGAAGUUCCAUAGCUUUAAAUUCAACUUAGUGGUACACUUUUGUGAUGUUAAGGCACAGAGAACACAGGAAAUUAUUCCAUUCCAAUUUCGGCUUAUUUUAUAACUGGAAAUGUGUACAGGAAUUUAGAAAUGGAAAGUAAGGAUAAAUGAAAUGGUUGAGAAAAGAUGACAUAAAAGGAAUGAAUAGUAGAACCAAAACAAAACAUUGAGAAUCUUGUGACAGUCUUAAAUCCAGUAACUAAAUAGUAUUUACAAAUAGAAAAACAUGUCCUGGACAAAUCAGUUAAAAGAUGCAGAUUCUGGCUGUGACAUAACUGGCUUAUUAUUAAACAAUUUCCGUCUCAGAGCUUCAACGUCCUCAUUUGAAAAAUAAAAUAAUAAGGCCCUUUGACAUCAGAGUUCAUUGUAACGAUUAAACACAGUAACGUGUAUGGAUUUAUGGUAUAAUGCAAUAUACCAAUGCAAAGUUUAAUGAAGAUACUUCAACAGUGUUGUGCCUUUAAAAAAUUGCUCUUGUGUAUUGUUCAAGGGAAUCGUUUUUUAUAGUCAUUUGUUAAUUCAUUGUUCAUUUAUUCAACCAAACAUUCAUUGAGCAUUUUCUCUGUUCUAGAUAUGAUUGAUGCUAGACACUGGAUUCCCCUUCCCCUUCAAGAACAUACUAUUUGUUAGGGAAAACAAUACGUAGGCAACUAAUUUAUUAUAAAUGCAGUUGUAAGUGAUAAAUUCAUCUCUUUAAAACUAUUUUAAAAUUCUGAUUUAUCACUAGUUCUAACUAGCCUUCCAUCAGUCAUUCCAAAGUAAUGGUCUGUAAUGAGAAAUCACUAUGUAUAAUUAUACACAAUAAAAAUAUAUACAACAGGUAUUUUGAUAAUAUGAUAAUUAAAACCAAAUAUAGUCAUUGAGGCUUAGAAUUUUUAAAAACUGUAUUAUAUAUUGUAAAAUCCCAUCCUUUUUUUUUUUUAGAUGGAGUCUUGCUCUGUCGCCCAGGCUGGAGUCCAGUGGCAUGAUCUCAGCUCACUGCAACCUCCACUUCCUGGGUUCAAGCAAUUCCCUUGUCUCAGCCCUCCGAGUAGCUGGGACUACAGGCACCCACCACUAUGCCUGACCAACUUUUGUAUUUUUAGUGGAGACGAGGUUUCACCAUGUUGAUCAGGCUGGUCUCGAACUCCAGACCUCAGGUGAUCCACCCGCCUCGGACUCCCUAAGUGCUGGGGUUGCAGACAUGAGCCACCGUGCCCGCCCCCAUCUUUUCAUUUUUAUAGCUUCACCUAAGUUUUGAAUUAAAAGAAAUAAAUAAUUAAUACCCAAAAUAUUGUUUUAUAUCAAUGACCAACGUAAUGAAACACUCAGCAGAAACUAAAGCCCUGAAGUGGUUAAGAAAAAGCUACCUAUCACUAAAUCAGGCAUGCUUAUAAGCAACCUAGAAGAAAACUUUUAUCUGCCUUGUUUUGGCUUUCCUGGCAUACUUCCUUACUUCAUCUCCAUUUUAUAAUUAAGUUUUGGGUCACAAGUCUAAGGCAAAGGAGCUUCCAUACUGAAAAUCUACAUUUUUAAUGCUUAUUUUAUCAUAAAAAUAAUUUGGGUAAUUUUCUGCAAGUGACUUCUAACUUAACAGUAGAAGUUUAAAACUGUUCAAAGACCAAAGCACAACAUUUAUCUAGUGUUUGAUCCUAGUAUAAAAGAAUGGCAAUAAUUAUGUGAACAGGAAUUACAUGCCCUUAGAAUGUGCAUUUUUUAACCUAUUAAAUUUGCCAAUCUUGCAAACUAUUGUUUACUUGUAUUGCAUAAUUAGAUACUCAUAUUAACAUAUUGAAUUCAGAAAAAGUUAGCAAGCCAAGAUGACAUUCUCUGUAGCACUAUUUUAAAUUAUAAUGAAUGAUCACAUAAAACUCUUUAGUAUUUAUCUAAAGUAAUUAUUACUCUACUUCAUUUGUUUAUCUAAAUCAGUGAUCAUUGAUGUUUGAACUUUUUGGCUUAAAUGUUUAUUUUGUUUAUACUACUUGCUAGAGUAAAAUAAAUUUAAUACAUGAAAAACUCUACACAAUUUAAAAUAGGUUAUAAUUUGUCAAUACUUAUGUUUUAAAAUAUUUUUAGAAGGAGGAGUGCUGUAUAUUAUUAAAACAAUUUUCUGAAAUUGUUUAAUAUUAUCUUUGAUUUUAAAAUGACAUAUAUGUGGAUUUACAAUGAAUCAAAUUGUCCUAAAAGAUGUCAGAUAAGAAAUGCAAGUGCUUUGCAAGUCUAAUACUUAAUGUUCUUUUAUGUACAACAAAAAUUUAAUAAAUUAACUUUAAAGCACA
Molecule: messenger RNA, 25913 nt
Organism: Homo sapiens (human)
Lineage: Eukaryota; Metazoa; Chordata; Mammalia; Primates; Hominidae
Gene: CYP7B1
Product: cytochrome P450 family 7 subfamily B member 1
Exons: 7
Coding region: 18536-20122 (528 amino acids)
Biological process (GO): B cell chemotaxis; steroid metabolic process; bile acid biosynthetic process
Cellular component (GO): endoplasmic reticulum membrane
Molecular function (GO): monooxygenase activity; oxidoreductase activity, acting on paired donors, with incorporation or reduction of molecular oxygen; steroid 7-alpha-hydroxylase activity
Source: RefSeq, a predicted model, not a curated record